Messenger RNA from Telopea speciosissima, 1797 nucleotides. Its product is annotated as putative disease resistance RPP13-like protein 3. NCBI's taxonomy places the organism in Eukaryota, Viridiplantae, Streptophyta, Magnoliopsida, Proteales, Proteaceae. The coding region runs from base 1 to 1797 and encodes 598 amino acids. Gene Ontology annotation, molecular function: ADP binding. The transcript has a single exon. The record is from RefSeq and is a predicted model, not a curated record. Gene Ontology annotation, biological process: defense response to other organism.
AUGGGCGAUAUUGGGAAGACAACUCUUGCUAAGAAGGUUUACAACUGUGAAGAAGUUAAGCGCCAUUUCGAUUGUCGUGCUUGGGCAUACGUAUCGCAAGACUACGGUGUCAAAGACGUCUUCAAGCGAUUAAUAAAAGAAGUCAAGCCUAAUCUCAGUACAGAGGAACUGCAGGAGAUGGAGAUGUUUAGUGAAGUAUAUUUGGAAGAGAAGCUUCGUGAGCUAUUGAAAGAUCGUACGUAUUUGGUGGUACUUGAUGACAUAUGGGACUUGGAAGCUUGGGAGAGUCUGAACAGAGCAUUUCCUGAUGCCAAUAAGAAAGGAAGAGUAAUUCUUGCUACUCGUAACAAAAAAGUUGCUAAAGAGAGUGUUGUCAUUCACCAGCUACAAACUCUAAAUCAAACAGAAAGCUGGGAGCUUUUUAUUGCUAAAGCAUUUGGCAAUGAUGGUUGCCCUGCAAAUUUAGAGGAAUCGGGGAAAGAGAUGGUGCAGAAAUGUGAUGGUUUACCACUAGCUAUAACUAUAUUGGCUGGUCUAUUGAGAGGAAAAUCGCCACAAGAGUGGUUUACAGUGAGAGACCGCAUUGUCCAACAACAAUUGAUGAUGAAAGUCGAAGGAAAAACCAACAUCGAAAAGAUCAUGUCUUUGAGUUACAAUGCUUUACCCUAUCAAUUGAAGGCAUGUUAUCUCUAUAUAGGCUUAUUCCCGGAAGAUUAUGAGAUUGAAGCUGAGGUAUUGAUUCGGUUGUGGAUUGCAGAGGGUUUCAUAAGGUGUGAAAGAGAUGAUACACUAUUGGAAGAUGUGGCUAGUGCAUACUUGGAUGAACUGAUCGACAGAAAUAUGCUUCAAGUGGCAAGAAAAGAUGACUUGGGGAACGUUUGUUCUUGUCGAAUCCACGACCUUCUGCGAGAGUUCUACAUUUCAAAAGGUCGAGGAGAGAACUUUUUAGAUUAUUAUGCUCGUAGUGCCUCUUGCCCCUCAUCAUCAUCAUCUUCAAAUACGACUAUGGCUUCUUCAAGUAGUGUAUGCAUCUCACGACGAUAUGCCAUACAUUCAGGGAUUGGAAGGUAUGAUUUCUCCAACAACCUUUCUAACUCACACCUACGUACGCUACUGUUGUUCAACCGCAAUAGAGGAGAAUCUCUUCAACAACAACAGUUGGAAUCCAUUUCAAAUAUUAGACUGUUGAGAGUGCUUGACCUAUCAAAUGUUGACCUUUCUUCAAGUAUGAAUAGGUUGCCUGAUGCCUUUGGAAAGUUGAUUCGCUUGAGGUACUUGCGAUUGUGUUACACACAUGCAAAGCUUCCAUCAUCCAUAGAGAGGUUGCAGAGCCUACAGACCUUAGAUUUAGGGUGGAGUCCAACAUCUCAUUGGUCAGAUAUAGCUAUUGGUGCUUUAUCCAAGCUGACACAAUUAAGGCACUUGUUUUUAAGUGUUUCAUACUGGAAUGGUUUGGAUAGAGAGGUUGUAAAUAAUUUGCCUCGAAUUGACACCCUAACCAACCUCCAGACUCUAAGGUCGGUGAAUGCCCUUGUUUGGAAACAAAAUGAGAUUACCAAUUUGAUCAAUCUCCGAGAUCUUGAGAUUUUUGGAAUAGAGACAUCAGAUGUGGGGUGGUUGUUGUUAUCAAUCGCUAAGUUGAACAAAAUUCAAUCAUUGCAACUUCAAUUAUCAAAUAAUGAAUCUACGGAGAAGUAUGGAUUUCCAACGUUGGUACCCCUGUCCUAUUGUCAUCACCUUCGAGAUCUGAUUUUAUGGGGAAAGAUAGAAAGGCUACCCAGAAAAUCCGUACCAUGA